Messenger RNA from Durusdinium trenchii, 720 nucleotides. Lineage: Eukaryota; Dinophyceae; Suessiales; Symbiodiniaceae. The record is from the annotation of a GenBank genome assembly.
AUGCUUUGGAGGGUGAGCGCCACCAGGUCCUUUCGCAGUGCGCGAAGGUUUUGUGAUGACAGUCGCAUUCUGUGGGCGCCUGGAAUGAGACAGGUGGGAGACGACCAGUGCCACGUACGUUUGGGCGGCAAAAUUCGCCUCAUGUGCACAGAGCCAAAUGGCUACUGUGUCGUUGGUGCUCGGGGCGAAGUGGCGGUGGCCAAUGCCAUGAGGAGUCUCGCCUGGGCAUCUGAAGUCGCGCAAAGCCCGCUGGACUUCAAGGUUCGUUGGCAGGAGGAGCCUGGUGACAUGCGCUCACUUCGCUUCUUUUGUGACAUCCCAGAGACGUGGACACAAUGGAAGCAGAGAUGGGCGAUGGUAGAGAUACCAGAGAAUGAUAAGAACGAGAAGAAGCCUCUCGAUGUGACGCCCUACACGGACGUCACCAAGCUGUCGAUCGCCAUCUCCAUGCGACAUCGCAAGUACAGUGGUGCAGCGAUCAAGAUGAAUCCGAUGAAUGACACGGUGCUCAGCAUCGUGGCCAAGGCCUUGGCAUCACUGCCCCAUACCGGGAGGGAGGAGGUCGCCCAUGAACUUUCCUGCGUGAUCAAGUGGCCUGGGUUGAAGAAGGACUCGAAGGACUUGAAGGACUCCAAGCAGAUCCAGGCAGGCAAGUUUAUUUAUGGCCACGUGAUGUGGCGGCCAACACGACAAGACCACGCAGAAAGGUUACCGAGCUGA